Papilio machaon (common yellow swallowtail) is the source of this 1500-nucleotide messenger RNA. Its product is annotated as juvenile hormone esterase-like. NCBI's taxonomy places the organism in Eukaryota, Metazoa, Arthropoda, Insecta, Lepidoptera, Papilionidae. The transcript is spliced from 3 exons. The record is from RefSeq and is a predicted model, not a curated record. Bases 92 to 1495 code for a protein of 467 amino acids.
AGUUCCAAAAAGACCAUGGACACAUGUGCUCGACGCAACACGCGAAGGCCCAUCAUGUCCGCAAGGACCAGAAAAGUAUCCGCGAGAAAAAAUGGACGAAGAUUGUUUAUUCAUCAAUGUAUAUGUGCCACAGAAUAAUACGAAUGACAAGUUGUCGGUACUAUUUUUCGUGCACGGAGGCACAUUUCGUUUGCUAUCAGGCAAUAGUGAUAUAAUAUAUGGACCACAAUUUUUUCUAGAACAAAAUGUUAUUUUUGUAUCAAUGAACUACAGGUUGGGAUCGCUAGGAUUCCUAUCACUCGAUAUAGAAGGAGCACCAGGUAACACAGCUUUAAAAGAUGUAGUAUUAUCCUUGAAGUGGAUGAACGAAAACAUCGAACGUUUCGGAGGUGAUCGAAAAAAAAUAACGAUUGGUGGCCACAGUAGUGGAGCAACGAUGAUACAUUACUUAUUGGUAUCUAAACAGACUGUCAAUUUGUUUCAACGAGCAAUUAUGAUUAGCGGUAACGCCGUGAAUCCCAGAUCAGUGGCAAGGCAUCCCAAAGACAAUGCCUAUAUGUUGGCCAAAGAACUCGGCUUGGACACAAACGACGACCAACUUCUACUUAGGAAACUUAAAGAAGUAGACGUUUUCGACAUUAUAGACGCAGAAGUUAAUUUGACUAAUUAUGACGAACUUAUUUUACGACCAUUCUCUUUUUUCCUUCCCACAGUUGAAAAGGAAUCUUCUCACGCUAUCGUCACUUCGGAUCCUAUUCAAUUAAGUUUGCAUGAGAAUGUAUCAGUUUUUUCCGGUUUUAAUGAAAGAGAAGGAAUAUAUAUAAUACCAAAAAUUUUUAAAAAUAGCUCUAAUUUAAAAAAACUGAUCGAUAAUAUAGAACUGUGUAUACCGUCCAACAUAGAAUAUCCACUUAAAUCAAAAAUAUCUCUAGAUUUGGGCAAAUCAAUCAGAGAACGUUACUUUAACAGUGACUUAUCCAACUUUACUUUGAAUAAUAUUGUCGAUUUAGCGUCUGAUUCACAGUUUAUUUACGGCAUAGACGCGUGGAUGAAAAGGAAAAAAGGGAUCAAUAAAAGCAACACCUUAUAUUAUUACAUGUUCAGCUUUGACGGAGAUCUUAAUUGGUCGAAAAUAAUUUAUGAUAUACAUUUCCCUGGGACCGCCCAUGCAGAUGAAAUGGGUUAUAUAUUUGUCACUAAUGACACUGAAUUACUUUUAAAUAACACCAGUAGUAAGAGCCGAUUGGUUCUGAACACCUGGAUUACAUUAUUAUGUAACUUUAUAAAAUUCGGAAAUCCCACCCCAGAAGGCAGUAGAUUCAAGUGGCCGAGAUAUGACAAAAAUAGAUCAAUGCUCAUUAUAAACGAAAACCCGAAGGAAGGGAGGGUUACAAAUCCGCUUCUUGACAGACUGAAUUUUUGGUACAAUGUCUAUGAAAAGUAUGACCAAUACGUAAAAGAAGGCGGCAAACUGGAGAAAAAAUGUAUACCGUAAUCAAA